UCACCCCUCCUCCCCUCCGGGCUGCUAGUAAACCUUCACACAGGCAGGCAGGCAGCAGGCAGGCCAUCCCCUGGCUGCCACAGCUGCUGUGCCGGUUGGGCCUGCCCUUAGAAAAGAGACAACCCAAAACUGCCCCCUCAACACACAGACACACUGAAAAGGAGGCAGGCAGUAGAGUCUGUCUUUCUGUUUCUAUCUCUCUAUCAUAUAACAACUACAGGACCAUCACUUUAACCUUCUGGAAUAUUCCUUCAUAUUUAAGUAGAGAGGACCCGAGAAGAACUGUAUAACAAAAUAAACAAACCUGGACACAAUAAUCAUUAGCCCAACUUCUGCCGGCCCAGCAGUACCUCCAUCUCCCCAGCGACUCCUCUUCCUCUCACACAGACAGACAGACAGACAGACAGACAGACAGACAGACAGACAGACAUACCCAUCCAGCCAGGUAAUCUGUGUCUUCUCCCCACCUGGUUUAAGUGCCGGCCUAGUUAGGUGUCCAGUAUCUAGUUAGGUGUCCAGUAUCUAGUUAGGUGUCCCUUAUCUAGUUAGGUGUCCAGUAUCUAGUUAGAUUUCCAGUAUCUCUUGGUCCAGCCCUGCUACCCAGUGCUCCAGUCUCUGCAGCCUAUACCCGGGCCCCUCCAGACCAGGCUUUCUCAGGUCCAGGUAUCCUUGCCAGGCCUACCGCCUAACCACCGACAGAUAAGCCUUCGUGGCCUCCAUUCCUCCAGCCAGGUAGGCCCGCCAACCCCAGUACUCCAGUCUUGCUGCUCCACCCAGGCUCUUCCAGUCCAGGUCCAGCUAUCGCUGUCCGGCCCGACCAUGGUUCUGUGUGAGGACAGGGAGUGUGGGGUGUGUUAUCAGCCCUACUCCCGUCAGGAUCGGAUCCCCCGGGUGCUCCACUGUAGACACACCUUCUGUGCCACCUGCUUAGAGACCAUGUCCCAGCCCAAGAGUGACAUGGUCACCGUGUGCUGCCCGCUGUGCCGCCAGACCACCUGUGUAGGGCGCGGCCUCAGCCUUCAGGAGGCGCUGUGGGUCAACUCACGCCUCUGGGAAUACAUACCUGAGAGCAAAGAAGAGGAGGAGGAGGUGAAGGAAGAAGAGGAGGAGGAGGAGGUGAAGGAAGAAGAGGAGGAGGAGAGAGUGGAGGCUGACAGACAGACACAGGCCUCCUCACAGGCAGAAUGCCCUACGUCGAAGCGCUCUAGAAAAAUGCUGAAAUUUCCGGCCUUCCUCAGGAAAUUCAGUCUGACAAAACCACAGCAUCAAGAGAGUCUCGUGCCUGGUUGUGGCAACGUGGAGAUGAAAUCCUGGCGCAGGCUUCCAACCGCUGACACUUUUUAGGUCUCUCACGCGCUCGACGCAGGGAUGUACGUGUACUGUAUAAACAGUGGAGUGUUUACAGUUUCUCUCUGAUAUAAUAAUCUGCAUCUUUUGAACAAUGACGUGUAGAUUACCAGUUGACACCCACAGUCAACGGGCAACACUGUUAAAGAACAGCUCAGAGACAGUUGGGUCUGUAUCCAAUAUGGCACCCUAGUCCCUACAGGCUCUGGUUAAAAGUAGUGCACUAUAUAGGGAAUAGGGUUCCAUAGGGCUCUGGUCUAAAGUAGUGCACUAUAUAGGGAAUAGGGCUCUGGUUAAAAGUAGUGCACUAUAUAGGGAAUAGGGUGGCGUUUGGGACAUACGUUUGGAGAAGCCAGUACGCGUCCAUGUGUGUAUUGACUCUGACAAGAUAGCCUUCAUUGUUGAGAAGCAGUGAAACCGCCCCCAGUCGUCCUGUCUUCUUCCCCAUUGGUUAUUUUAGCCUUAAUUCCCCACAGCUGGUGCAGUGGGAUUUGGUUCAGCUGUCUCUAGGACAGACGUCCCAGUGGAAGCCAGGGUACCCCCUCCAACCACUCCCUCCUGCUGCCCCCCCCCCCCCCUCCUCUUAACAGAUGGCCUCCUGAGGAUGACCCCCCCCCUCCACCCUCCUCCUUCCCCAGUGUCUGCAAACAGAGCGUUUAAUUUAUUAUCAGCUUUUGCAUUCACGUCAAUUUUUUUAAAUAUAUUAUCUUUAAUAAAUAAAUAAAAAGUUGAUUUGAAAAUA
Oncorhynchus mykiss (rainbow trout) is the source of this 2089-nucleotide messenger RNA. RefSeq lists its product as uncharacterized. Gene Ontology annotation, molecular function: ubiquitin protein ligase activity. The record is from RefSeq and is a predicted model, not a curated record. Lineage: Eukaryota; Metazoa; Chordata; Actinopteri; Salmoniformes; Salmonidae. Gene Ontology annotation, biological process: protein ubiquitination.